AUGUUUCACCAUGAUAGGGCAAUCAGCACGUACGGCCACAGUCAGCUGAAAACUGGGCAUCCCGUCCGCUCUGCCAUACAUAAGCAGUUGAACGGCAGAUUAGUACUACGGUGGGUGACCACGUGGGAAUCCCUGCUGCUGUACGUUUUGCAUUUCCUCUUUGCUCCAUGGACUCUGAACAUAUCUUUUGAUCGCCAACAUCAUCUAUAUUGUGCUACCAAGACUAGUGCGAAUUCUUUCGCCAAGAAUGAAUCACAUUAUCUUAGGCCACCAGCUUCCUUCUCAUCAUGGAUAUACAUUAUGUUCUAA
This is a messenger RNA of Aureobasidium melanogenum CBS 110374, 309 nucleotides long. RefSeq lists its product as uncharacterized. The coding region runs from base 1 to 309 and encodes 102 amino acids. The record is from RefSeq and is a predicted model, not a curated record. The transcript has a single exon. NCBI's taxonomy places the organism in Eukaryota, Fungi, Ascomycota, Dothideomycetes, Dothideales, Saccotheciaceae.